AUGCCUCAUCUACAAGAGCCCGGCAUGCAAGUGCCUGAACAUCCGCAAUGUGAUCCACAAAAGAUCCGUAUCAUUCACGUGGGUAUGGGUGCCAGUGGCAUGCUCUGUGCUGUGAAAGCUCGCCGUAUGCUAUCGAAUUUCGAACUCGUCUGCUACGAGAAGAAUGCCGAGGUCGGUGGCACUUGGUGGGAGAAUCGAUAUCCAGGAUGUGCCUGCGACAUUCCUGCACACACGUAUACCUUCCCAUUCGAGCCAAAUCCCAACUGGACUUCGUAUUAUGCAUACGCACCAGAGAUCCAGGAGUACUUCAAAAGUUUCUACGACAAGAACAACCUACAAGAGUAUGUCAAGACCGAUACAGAAGUGAUCAGCGCGGAAUGGAACGAUCUUCAAGGCUUGUGGAAGGUCGAGUUGAAAAACCGUGUCGAUGGCAGCACCUUCUAUGAUACCUGCCAUGUCCUUCACAAUGGCUCUGGCGUGCUCACUAAGUGGAAGUGGCCAGCCAUUGAAGGGCUGCACGACUUCCAAGGCAAGCUUGCUCAUUCGGCUGCUUGGCCUAAAGAUCUGGACUGGGCUGGUAAACGCGUCGCAGUAAUCGGCACUGGGUCCAGUUCGAUCCAAAUUGUCCCUCAUGUCGCAGCAACGGCUUCGAAGCUGUCGAUCUUCAUGCGUAAUGUCACAUAUAUCGCGCCUCAGUUUGGUGCCAGUAUAGACAACAAAGAAGCUGAUCCAGAUUCCAUGGACCCGGCAAAUGCUGCAGCCGGCAAGCACUACUAUACCGAGAAGGAGAAGCAACGUUUCCGCGAUGAUCCGGCGUACUUGCAAGAUUAUCGAACGCGAAUGGAGAAGUCGAUCGUGGGAGGGUGGGACAUGUUCUAUCGAGGCAGUGAGCUGAAUGUCAAGUUUAAGGAGUAUGUGCAGCACACCAUGCGAGAGCGACUGAACGGACGAGAAGAUCUUCAGCAGAAGCUUAUUCCUUCAUGGAGCCCCGGUUGCCGUCGAUUGACUCCUGGAGAAGGAUACCUCGAGGCGCUGACCCGGGAGAAUGUCGAUGUGAUCUGGGGUGAGAUUGCAAAGAUCACCCCGUCUGGCCUGGUCACCGCUGCAGGACAGGAGGUCGAAGUUGACGUUCUCAUCUGCGCCACUGGCUUCGAUGUCCAAUACCUACCACAUUUCAAGAUCACUGGCCUUAACGGUCAAGUCAUGCAAGACCAAUCAGGCCCAAACAUCUAUGCCUCGAUCGCACAUCCCGGCUUUCCCAACUACUUCGUCACGAACGGCCCACGGGGCAAUUGGGCCCAAGGAUGUGCUCUUCCGUCGCACGAGGUCCAAAUCGAAUACAUGCUUCAAUGCUGCCAAAAGCUCCAACAAGACCAAGUCAAAUCCAUGCACCCGAAGCAACGCAUCACAGACCAACUGAACGCCUACGAAGACGCCUGGCAUGCGAAGCAUUCCAUCUGGGCGGAAGACUGCAAGAGUUGGUACAAGGACAAUACCAAGGACGGCAGAGUCUAUGUGUGGCCGGGAAGUAUGUUGCACCAUCUGAAGUUCAUGAAGCGACCCAGGUUCGAGCAUUUUGAGAUGGAGUACAAGGACCCGGAUAACGUAUUCGCGUUCUUAGGAGAUGGAAGGACGAUUGGACAGGUCAAGUAUGGGCCUGAUGCGCCUGUGCCGUACAUUCGAGAUCGGGAGGAAGUUGCGUGGGAGAUUGAGUGA
Molecule: messenger RNA, 1716 nt
Organism: Cercospora beticola
Lineage: Eukaryota; Fungi; Ascomycota; Dothideomycetes; Mycosphaerellales; Mycosphaerellaceae
Product: flavin-containing monooxygenase
Molecular function (GO): NADP binding; N,N-dimethylaniline monooxygenase activity; flavin adenine dinucleotide binding
Source: RefSeq, a predicted model, not a curated record